GGAAGUGCCCGCCCCUCUAAGCUUGGGUGGGAUGGCUGCAGGCCGGUCCCUCGUGCGUCGACUCCGCGCGUCUUUCCGUUCCCUGCCUCUGCCGGUCCUCGCCAGGGGCAUGCACGCCGGGGGCGGUCUCCGAAGGCUCUCCAUCGAAGGCAACAUCGCUGUGGGCAAAUCCACCUUUGUGAAGUUACUCACGAAAACUCACCCAGAGUGGCAGGUGGCUACAGAACCUAUAGCAACAUGGCAGAAUAUCCAAGCGGCUGGCACCCAAAAAGACAGCACUUCCAGAAGUCUGGGAAAUUUGCUAGAAAUGAUGUACCAGGAGCCAGCACGAUGGUCCUACACAUUUCAGACACUUUCCUUUAUGAGCCGUCUGAAGCUGCAGCUGGAGCCCAUCCCGGGGAGUGCCCUGCCGGCAGAGGGCUCUGUGCGGGUCUUCGAGAGGUCUGUGUACAGUGACAGGUAUAUCUUUGCAAAGAAUCUUUUUGAAAAUGGCUCCCUCGGUGACAUAGAGUGGCACAUCUAUCAAGACUGGCAUUCCUUUCUCCUGCAGGAGUUUGCAGACCGACUUCUCUUACACGGCUUCAUCUAUCUCCGGGCUUCUCCCCAGGUUUGUUGGGAAAGACUGUGCCAAAGGGCCAGAGAAGAAGAGAAGGGCAUUGAGCUGGCUUAUCUCAGACAGCUGCAUGCUCAGCACGAAGACUGGUUCAUUAACAAGACCACCAAGCUCCACUCUGAAGUUCUGCAGCAUGUGCCGGUGCUGGUGCUGGACGUCACUGAAGAUUUCUCUGAAAAUGCAGCCAAACAAGAAGAGCUCAUGGGACAGGUAAACAGCUUUAUGAGGAACCUGUAAGCAGUGAGUAGGCAUCUGGACUGUCAUCUGGGCCCUGACCCUCUCAAGCUAGCAGAUGUUGGCCUUUGUCUGCUGGCUGUGCGCAUCCCCGCGGCCACUUAAGCAUUCCCACACCUGGGUGCGUGCUGACUCUGUACUGCCGUUGUCUUUUUCCUUUGUUUAUAUCUUUUUAAUAAUCUCAAGCACUUUGAAAAUAAAGCUGGCUUAAGUUUGCUAUUUUUCUAA
Messenger RNA from Psammomys obesus (fat sand rat), 1075 nucleotides. RefSeq names its product deoxyguanosine kinase (gene Dguok). The transcript is spliced from 7 exons. Gene Ontology annotation, biological process: nucleobase-containing compound metabolic process. Gene Ontology annotation, molecular function: deoxyguanosine kinase activity; ATP binding. The record is from RefSeq and is a predicted model, not a curated record. NCBI's taxonomy places the organism in Eukaryota, Metazoa, Chordata, Mammalia, Rodentia, Muridae. Gene Ontology annotation, cellular component: mitochondrion; cytoplasm. The coding region runs from base 32 to 850 and encodes 272 amino acids.